UUGGCCCCUGCUCGGCACAAGCCCUUCCCGCUGGUCCUUCCCCGGAAUAAAGUGGGAUACACACCCUGCAACAGGUAGCAUCCGUACUUUGCCUUAAACUCCUGUGCUAUCGCCUGGCUGCGCUGCUAUCGCCAUCUCCCUCUCCUCCUCGCUGGGCACGGCCAUCGGGGCAUAUUCUGGAGCUGGGUACAGAGACAUGGCCACCACGGUGCUGACCAUGAGUGCCAGGCUGGGGCGUUUGGAUGAACCUGUCUUCACGCAGCUGAAACCUGUUGUUGGGAAUAGGGGGCAGCUGCCCAGCAGAGGGGACACCUCGUAUGCGGAGGAGAUGAAGGGCUCCAGGCUGCUGCCUGAUGACAUGGUGCAGACAAGGUGUGAAAUGGACAAGUAUCUUUCACCUAAUCCAAUUCCUGUAGCCAUGAUGCAGGAGCAGAAGAAAUACAGAAGAGACAGUGCAUCAGGCAUUGAUCAGUUCUUUAAUGACGGUGAUGGACUUCCUUACAGUAUCAACAUGAAUGUCUUCCUCCCGGACAUCACUCAUCUAAGAACAAACUUGUAUAAGGCUCAGAGGCCUACAGUCACCCACAUUAAGACAGAGCCUGUUACAGUUUUCACCCAUCAGACAGAUGCUGCAGCCACUCAGCCACUUCCCGAGUUUACCAGCAUUUUCAGUUCUCACCAAAACCCAGAUCUAAAUAACAUUUUCAUCAAACAAGAGCUGCCUUCACCAGAUAUCCAGCUUUCUGUGAAUCCUCAGCACGGCCAGUUGUACCAACUGUUAAGUUCACCAGAUAUAGACUUGAACGCCACAAAUCAGACCUCAGUGAUGGACUCAAUUAGCAAUGGUUCAUUGUCCACAGAUAUAUCUGGAUUCAACACCAUGCCCUCCCCUGUAUCGCAGACCACAAUGAAGCCAUUUCAGGGCAUUCCUCAGUGUUCAUAUAACAUGCAUGGACAGUUCAUGCAACAGGAAGCCACCUACUUUCCUCCUUCACCCCCCAGCUCAGAACCCGGUAGCCCAGAUCGACAAGCCGAACUUCUCCAGAGUUUAAACCCACCUCCUUCCUAUGCAGCCACAAUUGCUUCCAAGAUGGCAAUCCACCAUCCAACCUUACCUACACCUGUGCAAAUGACACCUGUGACUGUUCAGCCAGUUCGCUACAACCGCAGAAACAACCCUGACUUGGAGAAAAGGCGAAUCCACUAUUGUGAUUAUCCUGGUUGCACAAAAGUCUAUACAAAGUCAUCCCAUUUAAAAGCUCACCUGAGAACACAUACUGGAGAGAAGCCAUAUAAAUGUACAUGGGAAGGUUGUGACUGGAGAUUUGCUCGCUCCGAUGAACUUACACGUCACUACAGAAAACACACAGGAGCCAAACCCUUCCAGUGCGCAGUUUGCAACCGGAGCUUCUCCCGCUCUGACCAUUUGGCCCUGCACAUGAAAAGGCAUCAGAACUAAACUGGACUCUGCUUGAGGCUUUUCUCCACUAUGCAAUUUUCUCCAUAAUGCCUCAUUGCUGAAAUAUAAUGCAGACAGUAAUAAGUCACCAGUAAGGUGAUUGCAUAGGAAACUUAUCUCCGUUCUGAUAUGGACUGCACCUGCAUGGGAGAGGGGAGGCUGACAAGAGAAACUGGAAGUUUUGUAUGAGACUACAAGUGUUCUCCCCCGUCAAAGAAUCUUUGCUACAACUUUCCUAUUUUCUGUUCUUUCCAGUAUACAGUAGUUGGCAGUUGUCAUCUCAAUUCCAGUUAUUUACAUCUCAACACACAUGGGUUUGUAAGGUUGUUUAGUAUUGUUUUGACCAAAGCACUGUCUUUAUUGUUACAGUGUUUAGUAAAUUAAAUGAGAUCACCGAUGACUGCACGCAAAGGACAAGUCGUAAAUAGUGUAAGAAAAAAUAAAAAAAAAACUAAUACUUGAGCAUGCAAGUACAUUUUCUGUAUAUGUGUAUUUUGUUUUUAACUACAAUGUCACCACAAUGUUUUCUCUGCAUUGUUUCAAAUGUGCCUCCCCAUCUGCAGUUAACACUAACAUGACUUUAAUGUUAUGGGUGCUUUACAGCUAAGUAAAAAUAAGCCUUUUACAGCUAACUACCAAAAUAUUUAAUUACUUUUCGGGAGAUUAAUCAAAGCUUGGAGAGAGAAAGUACCAACCAAUCAGCUCCCAACUGUCAUUUUUCAAACACUGUAAAAUGAGAAGUUGAUUGUUAGUACUCUCGCUCUCCAAGCUUUAAUAAAUCUCACCCUUUGCCUUUAAAAGCUGCACUGACUUUUCUAUAUAUCUUAAAAGAAAAAAGUUUUUACAAGUUUUAUAAAAGAGCAGUUUUAACUAGUUUGUAUGUAGUUUAAUAAGCUAAAACUAAAUAUUGCAAGUCUUCACUGAAACCCCCAAGUUUCUAUUAGUCCAAGUGUUUCAUUAUUCAACAUACUGUUUGCAUGUCCCCCUGACAUGCGUAGGAGAGACUGGCUUACCUUGGUUCAUUCUUCUAGAAUUCAUUUAGAAUCAUUUGACUGCAGUGAUGUGACAUAAUAACUGUCUCCUUGCAUCUCAUGAGUGCACUGACAUAUAUAUAUUUUUUUUUUAACUGGAUAUUGUAUUCCUGUGAAUUUUAGAAGCCAUUUUUGCACUUGAUAAGUAAGGGGUUUUUUUUUGUUUGUUUUUUAAAGGAUUUUUCUUUUACCUUCAAAAUUAACAAGUAGGUUAUCAUUUCAUAUAUCAAUGCUGAAAACUAAAGCAAAAAUAUUCAUCAUGUACGUGAUAAUUUGUUCUGCAAUGUUUUAAAAAAACAACUGUUAAUGUACGCAGUAAUAUUUAGAAGUUACUAUGCAGUUUACUUACAUAUACAUACUUGUAGUAUAAUACAUAACUGUAUAACUAAAAAUAGAUUUGAUGAAGGUUUGAUGCAGCAAAAAGCAUAAAUUGAAGGAGAAUGAAAAGAUAAAGGAAAAUGGAAAGGGUCUCAUUCUUUAAAAGUGCUGUAUUUUCUUGUCUAUUUAUUUUGUGGUUCAAGUUGGUGUUUUUUUAUUUUGUAAGAUUGCUACUGUAUUUUAGCUACAUUUGAUAAAUUAACUUUAUUGUAGUCCUUCAAUUGAAUUUGUAAAUACAUUACAAAUGUAAAUAAUUUUGUACAACACUUUAAUUGUUUAUACAAAAAUGUGCACAUGUUUUGUUGCUUUAUUGUAUUUUUAUAAUUAUAUUUAGAAAAAAAAGACUAAUUACUGUUUCCAAAAGAAAUUGGUAACGUCCUUGUACAUACUGAAAACCAUAAACUAAAGUGCCUAAAAUGAUCAAGAAGUUGGUUUUUGUUUAGUUGAAUCAUGUAAUAAUAAAACUACAUAUAAUGUUAUAGCAUGCAUAUUAAAUGCUAUCACAUUAUUAUGACUGGAUAACAGACAAAUAUAUAAAAAAAAAAUUGUCAGUGCACAAUAUAUGUUGAUACAUGGGCAGCAUGGUUUGUGUAGUUAUAAGAACUACUAAGCACUGACAUUCUGGGUUCUAUUCCCGACAUGGUGCAAACAGUGUGUAGUUUGCAUGUUCUCAAUUCAUUUGCAUGGGUUUCCUCCAGCUUUUUCAGUUUCCUACAACAGUCAAAAAUAUACCGGUAGGUUAAUUGGCUUCUGACAAAAAAAACAAAACACAAAACCGUCUAGUGAAUGUGUGUACAUUUGGUAAAGAAUAUAGAUUGUAAGCUCCACUGGGGCAGGGACUGAUAUGAAUGACCAAAUAUUUUAUGUAAAGUGUUGGAAUAUGUGUGCUAAAAAAAGAACUGGUAAUAAAUAAAAAAAAUACAUUCUUGCUAA
Molecule: messenger RNA, 3801 nt
Organism: Pseudophryne corroboree (corroboree frog)
Lineage: Eukaryota; Metazoa; Chordata; Amphibia; Anura; Myobatrachidae
Gene: KLF5
Product: KLF transcription factor 5
Exons: 4
Coding region: 197-1459 (420 amino acids)
Biological process (GO): regulation of transcription by RNA polymerase II
Molecular function (GO): DNA-binding transcription factor activity, RNA polymerase II-specific; RNA polymerase II cis-regulatory region sequence-specific DNA binding
Source: RefSeq, a predicted model, not a curated record